AUGAAUGACGUGAUCGAUGAGGACAAUGUGAAACAAAUGACAAGCAAUGAAACGGAUAAAUCUGAGCACUGGCUGGAGCAAGCGUCAAAGAAAAAUUUGCUCUUCUCGGCGAUCGCUCUCGGCUCGCUGCUAGGCACUUUCCCACUCAUUCACAUUAUGCAACGUUUUGGGACAAGGAUUUCUUUCACUGCUUACGGUCUUCUCUCAACGAUCGCAACGCUUUUACUCCCGCUUUCCGUCGAUUUUGGCGGUUUCUGGGCGGUGGCUUUAAUCCGUGUUUUACAGGGUGCCGCCAUUGCCAUCAAUUACCCUUUAUUAGGCAGCAUUUCUGAGGCGUGGAGUCCGUUAGAUCAAAGCAGUUUCUACAUCGCGAUUCUCUCGUGUCAUUUACAGUUUGCCGCAAUGAUGGCAAUGCCGGUGUCGGGCGUUCUCUGUGAUUCAACGUUAGGCUGGCGAAGUGUCUACUACUUAAUGGGUCUGAUCUCGCUUUUGUUCUUCGUCAUUUACUUCAAAUACUACAAAAAUAACCCGGCCAUGCAUCGAAAAGUCUCCGUCCGUGAACUCUCACAUAUUCAAGCCGGGAAAGAGAUUCGAAAAGAGCGCGAAGCCGUCCCAUACAAAGCAAUUAUGACAACACCGGCGAUUAUUGGGUUCCUCAGCUCCUCAAUCGGCGGAAAUCUCGGUUUUCAAUUGUUCUUCCAAUAUGGGCCAAUAUAUAUGAAUCAAGCAAUGGGCAUGGAAGUGGCUUCAACGGGUUUAGCCACCGCUUUUCCCUAUUUUCUAUCGUUUCUCGUGAAGUUCAUCGCUGGCCCGCUCUCCGAUCGAACAACGUUCAUCGGAGAAACGGCGAAAAUCGUUCUUUUCACCUCGAUCUCCCAGGGGAUCAUGGCCGCCUGUAUUCUGGGAUUGGCUUGGACCGAGCAACUCUCUUGGGCGCAAGUUCUCUACACAAUAGCGAUCGCGGCAAGCGGCUUGAACAUUGUCGGCGUCAUUCGUUGCGCUCAAUUGGUAGCCCGUCAACAUGUUCAUUUCGUAAUGGCUGUCGUCACUUUAACAAACAGUUUCCUCGUUUUGUUGAUUCCCGUUUUUGUCGCCAUCAUUGCGCCAAAUAAUUCAGUGGAAGAGUGGUCUCGCGUCUUUUAUACAGUGACCGCAGUCGUCAUUCUCUCAAAUCUCUAUUUUCUCUUCAAAGCCGACUCAAAGCCGGCCGAAUGGACGAAAGCUGAUUGGGGCAAAGCAAAGGACGCUUUUGCCACAAAGAAACCCCCAAUCAUCACCGUCACACCAGGGAAAACCGAUAAAAUUUAUGCCUAUGGAUUCCACGUUCACAACUGUGUCGUGAGAGAUUCGUUCAACGGGAUCGAGCAUCAAAUCAUUGAUCGACAUGGCUGUUCAACGGAUCUUCAAAUUCUCACUCAUCCACAUUAUGACACUUAUCAUGAUCAAGCUGCGGCUAAACUCUGGGCUUUCAAGGUGGGU
Molecule: messenger RNA, 1479 nt
Organism: Mesorhabditis belari
Lineage: Eukaryota; Metazoa; Nematoda; Chromadorea; Rhabditida; Rhabditidae
Source: the annotation of a GenBank genome assembly